GUACAUUUUGUCUCUUCGGUGGCCUUGAUUUGCAUUCUAGUUUUCACGCGUGCCGUUUCCGCCCUUGGGAAACUUGGCGACGACCUAUACUUUGAGUGUGGGGCUGGGGAGUUGAGUCUGCGGUGUGUAAACUCUUCGCGCUCAGCCUACGCUGCCGCAUUUUUUUCCACGAACUUUUUUGAGAAGGCCUCCGGCCUAGAAGACCGUGAUGAUACACCGAGGUUUAAGCUCACCGCUAAGAGUAUUCAAACCUUCGGGCUUGUAAAAACGUACAACCUGCCUACAAUCGACUGCGAAAGCCUGGAGGCUGUUUAUAAUAUCAAUGACGCCUUUAAUCAUCUGGCAGCCUCUUCAAAGUCUGUUCUUUUCACUCUCUCGAUUAUCAUGACUUUUAGGGUGUUUGCGGAGAUUAUUAACAAUUUUCGUCCAACUCAAACUGAGGUGACACUCGUUAUACAGGACGGCGAAUGCAUUUUCCGAAAUUUUGUCGAUGACACAGACUUUUCCGCAAUCGUCACCCACGUGCCAGUAUCCUCCAAUGAAUUCGAGACGUAUGACUUCCACGAAGAGGCCGAAAUAACUUUUUGUCAGAAGGACUUGCGGGCUGCUAUCUCCUUCGGCGAGACCGUGGGAUCUCCGCUGGUGGUUCACUGCGGCCAACCGGGCAAACCCCUGAUCUUGACCUUCACCGACGACAAUCGCUUCAGCGCACACUUUGUCCUCGCCACCCUUCCGUUGACCGCUGGCUCUCGAAAGAAGCUCGAAACCAGUGCAUUCUCAACAAAUGCCACCACCAUUAUCAGUUCGGAGGAGAGUACACGUCGACCAACACAUCCCACUGCUGGUCCGACGGCUGCCUCAUUACCGACCAGCCAAUCAAACAACGAACGGGUGCUGGGUUACACUCAGACUGCCGAUACACAAAUACUUCCUGCUUCGCCCCAUCAGACACCUGGGACAGACUCCCACUCUACGUUGCAGGGCGCAAAACCCCUCAACGCACAGUCCGACGAAAAUUACGUUUCGGCCCCCAAAAAGGCACGUUCGGUAUUAUUCUCACGUCUGGAUAAUACCUUAUUUGAGAAUGCACCGCCGGCAGCUGCACCUGAAUUGUUGACUGCUUUCGACAGCGCAGAUGAGGCCGAGGCUGAGGACGUUCCUAUGGUUGGGAAAGAAGACUUCGAAAUUAAGCGUCAGCCUCUAGCUAAUAUGGUCACCCCUAAUCGUGCUGCCCUGUCUGGCUGGGGCGUCAAUAAUUGCGGCGAUAGAACUGUACCCGGUCGGAAACCACCUAGUAAUGUCACUCUUUUGGUUGCUGACUCUGAUGAGGAGGAGGGCUGA
Molecule: messenger RNA, 1341 nt
Organism: Dibothriocephalus latus
Lineage: Eukaryota; Metazoa; Platyhelminthes; Cestoda; Diphyllobothriidea; Diphyllobothriidae
Source: the annotation of a GenBank genome assembly